Salvelinus sp. IW2-2015 is the source of this 4094-nucleotide messenger RNA. The record is from RefSeq and is a predicted model, not a curated record. NCBI's taxonomy places the organism in Eukaryota, Metazoa, Chordata, Actinopteri, Salmoniformes, Salmonidae.
ACAUCGACAACCGAGUACACUUGAAGUUAUUUGACUGAUGUUUUUGUCGUAUUGCUGGCAAUCGGAAGGGAAUGUCGAUGUUGACCACUGCUUGACUGUCACAUAAGAUAGCUAAGGAUGGCUGGAUGUCACAGUGGCCAAUCCACCCUUGUCAACAGCUUGGCCACUCUGCUUCGGGAUCAUGGUGCAUCUGUGCUGGACGGCAGCAGUACCCUGACUCUACAGGCAGACUCUCUGCAGCACCUAGGUCGUCUGUUUGAGCAGUACCUCCUCUCCAGGACUCACCAACAUGGCUUCCUGGCUCUGCCCUCACACCCUGCUGACACCACCUCCCUACUGCAACUCCAGUUCCUGUUCGACGUGCUGCAGAAGACUGUCUCCCUCAAGCUCAUCAAUCCACCUGGGUCGAGGCUUCAGUCAGUGGUCAAGAUCUUUCCUUUCAAGUCUCUCAAGUCCUUAGAGUUGAAGCGUAUCCCCCCUCACUGUCUGGAGGACCUGAGGGGAGUCUACUCUCAGUUAGAGGUGUUCACCUGCUCCAAGAGCCUCAGUUCCCUGGAGGAGCUACUGUCUCUGUGUGGAGGAGACCUCAGCUCUGCACUGCCCUGGCUGGARCUGCACACCCUCAACUUCAGCUACAAYRCUAUAGUCUGCCUGGAUGAGUCACUSAGUUUACUGAAUGUUCUGAAGUCUCUGGAUCUUAGUCACAAUAAAAUCCAGGAGUGUGCUGACUUUCUCAAGCCUCUGAGUGAGCUAGAGCACCUCAACCUGGGCUAUAACAAUCUCCAGAGAGCACCAACGCUGGGCUUGAGCUCCAGAGCCAAGCUCCUCACUCUCAUCCUCAGAAACAACGAGCUGGAGACCAUCAACGGAGUGGAGCAGUUGUUGUCCCUACAGCACCUGGACUUGGCCUACAACCUGCUACUGGAUCACUCCCAGCUGGCUCCUCUGUCUAUGCUGCACAGUCUCAAAAUGGUGAAGGAGAGAGAGAACUUAGAACCCCCAACCAACAACAGCCCCGUCCAGGCAAGCCCCGCCACCUUUAAGCCCCCUUCUCYAGAGCUGGAAGUCCCGGAGGUUCUACCCCCACCGCUGCUCUCGUCUGAGUCCAAGGAGGAGGCSUCAGACUGGGAUGCAGAUCUGGAGACAGAGUCCACCCUCCAGUGGCCUGACCACAGCCUCGGGCACACAGAGUCCACCCUGGAGACUACUAUGGCAGAGGGACUGGGUCAGGGGUUAGAGGGGCCACUGGCGACACCCACGGACACCAGAGAAGAGGAGGAGGAGGACUUGGGAGUUGACCUGUGUCACCCCCUGCUUGUGGGAGUACUAUCAUCAUCAGAAGAGGAGGAGGAGGAGGAGGAGGGGCUGAGGAGGAAGAACAGGGCCCAGUGUCCUGUGUUCCUCAGGGUCAAGCCAAGACACGUCCUGGAGGUGGACAUGAGCAGGGGUCAGUUGCAGGCCCAGCUAGAGUUGGACAGUCUGGAGAGGUUCACCAUGUCCCAGGUCACCUGGACUGAGAGGGAGGUGGAGCGAACUCUUCCUGCGGUAGAGCUUCACUUCCGUUACACAGCAGAGAGAGGAGGAGGAGACCUAUGUUAUGCUGGAGCACUGACAGAGUACUGUCGCGUGGUGAAGGAGAAUGAGCGGCGGGUCAUGGAGGGUCGUCCCAGCUGGUCCGCCUGCAGUGUCUACGCUGUGGUCAGAGUUCACACAGCGUGGAGGAAGGAGCAGCAGGACGGAGGGAGAUUGAGAGGAUGGACAGGACUGGAAGAGCAGCAGCUGGAGGAGGAGAGGAAGAACAAGUGCAGAGAAGAUGGAUUGGGAAGUACCGUCAUCUGUCCUGAGUGUGGCAGUGAUCAUGUGGUCCAGCUGGCUGACCAAUCAGCUCCCUCCACCAGUACGCCCGUCCAUACACCCGUCCAUGGUUCCCCAUGCCAAGACGGGACUGACCGACACGUUACCUUCAACCACAGAGAUACACCUCUACCCAGUCACCCUGGCAACAAGGACCCCACCAUGAAAGAUCCUUCCUCUGCCAGGGCCAGCCCCUACGGCAGCCCUGCUAUGAAGGCCUCAACCCAGGACACUAUCCAGACCAGCACCUCCAUGGAGGACCCCACCUCCUUCUUCUCAGCCAAGGGAAGCUCCUUCUCCUUGGGGGAGACCUGGGAGGACCAGAGCUGUGACCGGAGYSUGUCCCAACCUGCCAGCUUCUACAGUACAGAGGGCCAGAGUAAAGGAAGUAUAGCAGGAGGCUACAGCUAUGCUGUUAGUGCUACCCCACCUGGACCCCAGUAUCAGCAUGCAGAACAAGCCAGUCCAGGCCAGUUGGACCUUCUCUCAGAGGACUAUGAGGCGGUGGACCAUCGGCUGAAGCUCUUCCUGGAUAUGGAGUUUGAAGAGGAAGAAGAGCUCCACUCGUUUCUCAAGGUGUCGACCGUGAAGUUUGGUGAUCUGGUGAGUUCCCUCGUUCCUUGUUUGUCUGACCAACGCAUCUACUUCCUGGAAGUGACAUCCGACAUGGAAGGGCAGCCUUGUGAUUGGCUGCAGAAGAGGGACAGCCGUGGAAUCACAGAGCUGAGUUACCUGGAGGUGGGACUGGGCUCCCAGAGUAUCCACAUGGAGUUUGAGGACGGGCCUGUGGCCUACACCCCUGUACGGGACAGCGUGCGUUGCAAACGCUUCUUCAGCCUCUUCACAGGAGUGGUGCGUGAGUUGGCUACCAAGUCGGACAGCAAGCUUAAGUCUAUCUCCACCACCAGGCUCAACCCACAGCAUCAUCUCUGGCCCCUAGUGUGUGAAGACAUGCAGACUGAUGUGGAGGAUGGCCAGCCACAGUUCUUCUACCUCCUGUCCUUUCUACAUCAAGAAGACAGUGUGACCCCUCUGACAGUGCUGGCCACCCGGGAAACCCUGUACCUGCUCAACGAAGACCACCAAUGGAGCAAGAGCUUGCCCCACCCAUCAGCCAAUGAGAACGGGGAACCCUGCAGUGGGCGGGUCACUGUUCAGGAGACCCAGCCAAUCAGCUGUGUCAGCUCUGUCCAUCUAUGGUCGUCUGACCCGUGCAGAAUGGACAUCAAGCUUUAYGAUGAGAUAGUGAAGGAGGAGAAGACGUGGUCGUUGCACUCUGACAGUGCAGAGCUGGUGCAGGGCCUGCUGGUCUGGGUCAGAACACAAUGGGAGAACAUGUUCGGAGUCAAACUCGCCAUCACCAACCUCACCCUACCAGCCUGAGGGAAAACACCCCCCCUUCCAACUGUGUGUGUGCACCUGCAUGAGUGUGGCUGUGGGUCUGUCUGUCUCUUCACUGUCAGACGUGUCCCUMAAUAGGACAGUAUGUUUACCUGGUUUGAAGCCAACUAUGAUUUCCUGAUGUUUGGUCACUUUUACAAAAGCACUGAUCUGUUAACGCCUCAUCUGAAUCCCGUCCAUUUUAUAACCCUGCCAGUAUAGCCAGCCAGGGAGAGUGCCUUGUGGUGUUGCCAGUCCUGCUAYGUUCUAAUGCACCUUGAAUAUGUGAAAGGGGUGAGGGGGAAUCAUGUGUUUCUUUCAGGGGGGUGAGGACAAGAAUAUGAGGGAGAAAGGGGUAAGCAAAAAUGUGAGUUGAGGGUAAUUGUGUGUGUGUGUUAUCAAGGAAGCUAGUCCAUUCCUCUGAAGCUCAGUGGACUGUGACUUCAUCAGGAGUCCCGGGACUGGAGCAGUGAGUUGUGACAUCACACGCUCGACACAAGGCUGUCUAGCCAUCCCGUGAGGCUCCGCUCCAGACACCUCUGACGUGACACCUCUGAUGUGACAACUCUUAGUUAUUUUAUUUUUAAUCAGGGACUUUUGAUGUCUCUAUGCACUGUGAUUAUGUAAAGGAAAAGGGCAACCGAAGGCCAAAGUAAGGGCAACCCAAGUGAAGAGUUGCAGCCAAGGCAAUGAACCGGGACAGUAUCUGUGUUCUGUAUUCUUGGGAAAAGUGCAGAAUACGCAUGAUAGGGAAUGUGAAAGGGAAGGGUUCUGACUGACCUGUUUUAAAGUGGGUGGUGUUAGUUGGUUUGUGGCUGUCUGUUAAAAUGUGUAGUCUUAUGCUAAUACCUCUCUAGUGC